This is a messenger RNA of Heteronotia binoei (common prickly gecko), 1162 nucleotides long. RefSeq names its product crystallin alpha A (gene CRYAA). Bases 97 to 618 code for a protein of 173 amino acids. The transcript has 3 exons. Gene Ontology annotation, biological process: protein refolding; lens development in camera-type eye; response to heat. The record is from RefSeq and is a predicted model, not a curated record. Gene Ontology annotation, molecular function: protein folding chaperone; structural constituent of eye lens. NCBI's taxonomy places the organism in Eukaryota, Metazoa, Chordata, Lepidosauria, Squamata, Gekkonidae.
CCUACAUCUCCACUGUGCAGUCCAACAAAGACCUCACUGUCACCAAAGCGACUGCACUGUCUUCUCUCCACCUCCAAGCUUCCAGCAGCAGAGAUCAUGGAUAUUACCAUUCAACACCCCUGGUUCAAACGAGCUCUUGGCCCCUUAAUUCCAAGCCGUUUGUUCGACCAGUUUUUUGGAGAAGGUCUUUUUGAUUAUGAUCUCCUGCCUUUAUUUUCCUCUACCAUCAGCCCUUACUACAGGCAGUCUCUCUUCCGCACUGUUCUUGAGUCAGGUGUUUCCGAGGUGAGAUCUGACCGGGACAAGUUUACAAUCUUUUUGGAUGUAAAACAUUUCUCCCCUGAAGAUUUGAGCGUGAAGGUCAUCGAUGACUUUGUGGAAAUCCAUGGCAAACACAAUGAGAGACAGGAUGACCAUGGGUACAUCUCCCGUGAAUUCCACCGCAGGUACCGCCUCCCUUCCAAUGUGGACCAGUCUGCCAUUUCCUGCUCUCUGUCUGCUGAUGGCAUGCUGACCUUCUCUGCACCCAAGGUCCAGUCCAACACUGACCUUAGCCACAGUGAGAGACCCAUUCCUGUAUCCCGUGAAGAGAAGCCAACCUCGGCUCCUUCUUCCUAGGCUGAACCUGCUGCUGCUGAAGCAUCCAGGCUGUCACUUCUUGCAGGCCUCAUUCACAGAGCCAUUACAUAGAUAUCAGUGAAUAUCUAGAAGGGUUUCUUUUUUUUUUCUUUUUCUUUUUUUUUUCUAAUUUUUCUCUUGGAUGGAAUGAGAGGCUUGGUGAGCACCUAGAGGACUUGGAAGCUCUAAGCCUAAAACACUGUGAUGUCAGGAUGGCCUGAAAGAUGAAGUGUGCUGCGGAGCUGAUGUACUUGCUGAAAAGGGGUCUUGAACAUCUUACAAGCCCACCUGAAGAGGCAGGCAGCAUUAGCUCUCCAUGCCUCAAUUGUUAAGUUUGGUGCGGCAAAAGCAACCAUACAGAAUUGUUCUCUGCUAAAGCAAUUCAGACACAGAAGCAAAUGGGAGCUAAGCUGAUUACUGAGAAAAAGAACCAGGAAGAGUCUAUGGCAUUUGAAAUGAACGUGCCAUGAGCUCUUCCAGGUAAAAGCAGAAAUUAUGACAUAAGUCUUGGGUGGGGCUGUAACUUUUUCCAGCAAAGUUUUUU